This is a messenger RNA of Tauraco erythrolophus (red-crested turaco), 1260 nucleotides long. NCBI's taxonomy places the organism in Eukaryota, Metazoa, Chordata, Aves, Musophagiformes, Musophagidae. The record is from RefSeq and is a predicted model, not a curated record.
UUAACUGAUACCAGCAGCAUCCAACAACCCUUUACUAUUUUACCAGUUAAAACAAAAUGGAACAAUGCAAACUUUCAUAUUCUCUUAUUUGAUCUGGACAAACUUGAGGAACUUCUACUGUCAUCUCAACUCAAUGGAUUAAAGUCAUCGAAUUCAUUCCAUAACUUUGAAACUCUAGAAAGAGCCAAAAGUACUACCGAGAAAAGGGUACCGACAUUAAAAAGAAUUAAAACUGCUGGCUCCAUAUCUCCAGUGGAUGGGCAAGUAGAUACUGUUUGUUCAGACCAGGUCUCUAGGGAUAAUAACGCAGCUAGGCCUUUGGAAGAAAGUAGUGGCAUGAAAAGACAGAAAAAAAUGAAGAAUUCAAGAAAGACUAGAAUGGAGCCAUCAGGAAACAUUGAUGUGAACAUCGCCACUGAUGCAGCUAAACUGCUUUUGUCAUGUCUCUUACCGUGGGGUGUAGAUAAAGAAAUAGACGAUCUUUGUGUUAGACACUUGGAUAUCUUGAGGCUUCAGCGUCCUGUUUCUUUUGGACUUGUGUCAAAUGAAAACCACCUAUCACUAAUGUUGCCAGGAUGGAAACGUACUGAUAGUGGUGCGCUAGAAGAACAUGUAGUAAUCAACUUCCUUUCAAAAAGAGUGCUUGAUUUAUCAAACAAGUACCUUGCUGCAACUGAAGGACAAACUGGAAAGAAGGAUGGACCUGAGAAUAAUGUUGAUGGAACAAAGGGAUUGGAAACAGUAUUCUUCUUAUUUAGCAGAAUAGCUUUAAUCAACAGGAUAAUUAACAUACCUUCAGCAGUUACAGGUGAAACUGAAAGUCCACAGAAAUCAGAAUCUGGACAUUACAAACGUCGAAAUACAGAAGUAACAAUUUCGUUCCCCAGUUUCUAUGGAGAGUUACCAAGUAGUAAAAGUAGGUAUAAUUCCCCGGACUUUGGGAGUGCUUCGUUGCUGAAACUCAUUUGUUGUUGGAGUGACCAAUCUAUAAAGGUUAUUGAGGCAAUGCAGGCAGUGCUGCUGGCAGAAGUUCAAAGGACUAUGAAUACCUUGAGAAAGACAGCAAUCUGCAGAGAGCCAUUGGCCAUAGUAGAGAAUGGAAAUGUCAGUGCGCUGAAGCAUGACAAGAGCUCAAACUCGGCAAACUUCCAAGAUGUGGAGGAUACGCCUGACAGAUGUGUCUUGGAAGAGUCCGAGAGUCCAGAUGACAUGAAGUCACAUCCCUGGAUAUCUAAGGUGUGCUCCUGUAAACUGUGUUAG